CUGUGUUUGCAUUUUAGGUUUUACUUGCUGAACUGGAAUCCUCAAAAGAACAGUAUGCUGUUAAAUUCAUAAGUAAAGAAUUUAUUGUAAAAGAAGAUUAUGGAAGCUAUAUAUUGACUGAGAGGAAAGUCUUAAAGUUAGGAAGGAAACACCCAUUCCUUGCUCAACUUAUUUGCUCUUUUAUAACACAGAGACGUGAAGCCAGAAAACAUCUUACUUGAUGCUGAAGGUCACUGCAAGUUAGCUGAUUUUGGAAUAUGCAAACAAGGAAUAAAAAAAGGAGAAAAGACUAAGUCAUACUGCGGCACACCAAGUUAUAUGGCUCCUGAGAUCCUAGAGAAAGCAGAGUAUGACCAUACCAUAGACUGGUGGGCCAUGGGUAUCCUUAUCUAUGAGAUGAUGGCUGGAUACACCCCCUAUGAUGCAGACAAGCCAGACGAGCUGCUCGUAUGCAUUUUGGACACGGAAAUUAAAUUCCCUGAUUGGUUUAGCUUUGAAGCCGUCAGUAUAAUAGAACAAUUCCUGAAACAGGACCCUAUAAAGCGUCUAGGCUCUGUAAUAUACCAGGAUGGAGAAGAUGCAAUAAAACAGCAUACAUUUUUCAGGGAUAUUGAUUGGGUUCUACUGGAGCAAAGACAAACUGAGCCUCCCUUCACACCUUACAUUGAAGAAGAAAGGAAUGUCCAUAUCCUACCAAAGGCGCUAAGUUUGCCAACAAUAGAGAAUUGCGAGAUGAAGAAAUGUUCUUUUUAAAAUGGAGAGUCAAAAAAGUUGUCGUAAGUAGAAGACACCACUGAUGAUGAAUCAUGUUAACAAAAAAAACUGGUAUGAUUCUAUCAUCCAGUAAAAAAAGAGUAUCAAUUCAGACAUCUUCUGUAACAUUGUAACUGAUUUGUACCUUAUUUAUUCC
This is a messenger RNA of Protopterus annectens (West African lungfish), 910 nucleotides long. RefSeq names its product protein kinase C epsilon type-like. Lineage: Eukaryota; Metazoa; Chordata; Ceratodontiformes; Protopteridae. The coding region runs from base 319 to 753 and encodes 144 amino acids. The transcript is spliced from 5 exons. The record is from RefSeq and is a predicted model, not a curated record. Gene Ontology annotation, molecular function: ATP binding; protein serine/threonine kinase activity. Gene Ontology annotation, biological process: protein phosphorylation.